AUCUGACCCAGACUGUGGCACUACUCUCGUAAACGCCCGAAAAGUCAGAUCCUCUUUAAGCUUUUUAAACUUUCGUCUAAUAUGCCAAGAGAUACCUUUUGUGGCCCAUUUAGCUGAUAAGAUAUAUAAUUUACUCAAAGGAUAUGGGGUAAGUAAUUUUGUUAAAAUUAAUGAAAUAUACCUAUUUUUAAUAUUUAAAAUAUUUUGUGAGAUUUAAUUUAGGCUAGUGGAGGUUGGUCUAGUAUUCCGAUGGUUCUCAAACAUUUUUCGGUCUUCUCCCCCUUGGCACCAUCCCAUAUCAUAUAACUAUCCAUAAUGCCUCCUCUUUAUUUCUUAUUUAACCCCCCCCCCCCAUUUUUAAUUUUUACUUUUAAUUUGGAUAGUAUUACAACACAACUCCGUAAUCGUAACGAAGAUGUUUAAAUUUAAAGUUUUAAAUGUUAAAUUAUUUCAGUAAACUGUAGGCCCUAAAUGAACUUUUAAUUAGAAUUAAAAUAAAUAAAAUAUUAUUGAAUACUUUAGACUGUAGACUGUAUGGUUUGGAUUGGCCACUGCCAUUGGCUUAAACUUAAAAAAAGUGAUAAGAUUAAGAUUUGUUUAAUGUAAAUGUAUUGUUUUAGUUUUAGGUAACAAAACUCAAUACUUUCAUCAAAAUGGAUAAUAUUUCUUUCAUAUUCAUAUCUGUAAAGCUAGAAAGAGCUUUUGUAGUGCAUAAUAAAGACAUAAAUUCAUAAAGACAUCGUCUUAAGUCUUAAGCAGAAAGCAUGAUUUCUUAAUGCUUGUGGCUUGUGGGCUUGGCCUCAGCUUUGAAUUAGAUAUUUAUCAAAACAACCCAAGGCUAUUGUAACUGAAAAUUAUUUAUCCCCCAUUCAAACAUUCGUUUUAAGAAAAUUCUAAACUUGCUCGGACACAAUUUUAUGAGCAAUGUCCAAAUGGUCCCAAGAUAUUUUAAGCUGUAACGUCAAUGGAGUAGCGGACAGGGAGUGAUACCAAAAUGGAAAACUGCCUAUUUGACAGUGUUAACUCAAGUUCGUUUCAAAACAAUCUCAAAUAAAUCCAUGAGAAGGGUGCCACCAGGAUAGGGUUGUCACCAGAGCAGGUCUUACCACUGUCAACAGAACACAUUGUCACCAGAAAAAGAAGGUAGUCACCACAGCAGGUUGCCACUAGAGCAGACCGAUUCAGUGAGGUCCAUGGAAAGGUGUGAAAGUUGGGUUGGGUGGCACCAUGAGUUUACCACAUUGGGUAACACCACCCACCCCUAGAGAUGCAAACCGAUUUUUCAUCUUGUAGCCUCCUUCUCUUCUAGGUUCGACAUGCUUGGAUAUUGGCCAAUAUCGUUAGUGAGCAGAGGUGAUUUAGAUAUGAAUGUAUUCAUUCUUUUGGUUUUAAUAAAAUUCACAAAUGUAAAUUGAUUUCAUUUAAAUCUGAAAAUAUUUAUAACAAUAGCAACCUUAAUGGCAGAUAAUUAUCCAAUAAUCAUUAAUCUUUUUUAAGAUAUUUUUAUUUUGAUUUUAAGAAGCUUUUCAGGUAUAAUGAACUCCUCCCUCCUCCCAGGUAGUCCAAAUGCCGCCCCCCCCCCCACCCAUCUUCUGAGAAUUUUACACCUCCCACCCCCGACAUCCCACCCCACCCUGGUGGUGGUACCACCCUUUUUGAGAACCACCCUAGGUCCCUAUAUAUGGUCUAUAUAUUCCUAGUAUCUAGGUACAUUAUAUACUAUAAACUUUAUUAUUAUUACUUAUUCAAUUACUAUUAUAGUAUAGUAUGUGCCUCCUUAAAAGUAAUAAAUUAUAUAAGGAAUAAAAUAUAAAUAGGAUUUAUUUACAUUUUUUAGCAUUGGAAUAGUUGAUUAAAAUUAAAAAAAAAAAAAAAAAAAAAGGACUUGUGCUUGAUACGCCUAUUCCUGUAGUAGUAAAUGACAAUGAAAUAUUUGAUAUAGGCAUAGGCCUUAGUGAUUGGAUUUGUUAAGUGUGGACGAGUUGUGUAUUUUAAAUAUUCUUUAGGCCUAAUGAUGAAAAUUAAGCAUUUAUGUUGACAGCCUACAUAGGAUUAUUUUAUAAUAAUAAUAAAUAUGGAUGUAGGCACAUACCUAUGUAUAUCUAUAGGUCAUAGUUAUUAAGACAUAUUGAUAUAAAUUUUAACUAUAAAGAAAUUAAAAAGGCCUACUCAUUUAUUUUUAUUAAUUUACAAGAAGUAUCAGUAGGAGCCUAUUUACCUAUUUAAUUGUUAAAUAAUUGUUCAGUAUUAGGCCUAAUCAGUAAUCUAGGCCAACUCUACUCUUGAUUAUCAAUGACCAGUAUUAAAAAAUAUUGUUCACCUAGGCCUGAUACAAACUAAGUUUAUAUAUUUCUUAUAUUUUAACACAAUUGAUGACAAGGUUUAUGCCUAAUGUUUAAUAAAUUUGAUGUAGAGUUUUUCACCCAUUGUUGUAAUUAAUUCUUGCUGACCCAUAACUAGCAGCUUUUAAAAAAGUAUAUUUGUUUUCUGACAUAUACCCUCUCCCACCUAAAUAUACUCUCAACCCCAAAUUUCCUAGCCAUCCACAUCCAGUAUCCAUCCCUCUUACCCUUAUCCUCCCAUGACAUCCUCUACCACUGUCCCAAAAUCAAUGCCUUCUUUGGUUACCCCCAGCAAAAACCAGCCACACCGAACCCUUCACUCCUCUGCAAUUACACCAUCUCCUUACCCCAUUUUACUCCCAUGCAGACAUUUUUUUGUGUGUGUUAAAAAUGUUUGUUAAUUUAAAUGAAUGUAAUUGUGAGAAGGCUUUUCUAAUGGCUUGGCUAGUUAAGAAAUAACUUGAUUGGGUGCCAGUGAAUAUGGUUUUAACUUUCUUUCUACCAAAGUGUUCUAGUUAUUCAUAGGUUAUUUUUGUUGACCAAAUAGGAAGAAACACUUUCGUUUUUGACAUAAAUAAGGUUUUCAUUCAGAGUGUGCUGAUAAUUUAUCUGUUAAACAACGAAUAUUUAAACGGUUCAUUGUACGGUAACUUUCUUUUUUGUAAGUUGUACAUGGUUGCAGAAGUAAAUUUCAAAAUUUAUUCAAAAUAUCUGGAAUAUAUAUUAUAUAUACUUGGCUAGCAGGCUAUCAUCUCAACUAAGGUUGCUCUUUGACUUCCAAACUGGGAAGGAUUUUUCAUAAGCCUUUCCUCAGUGGCAGUAGGUUGCAAAUCUAAACAAUUAACCUCAUUUAACAACUGACACCAUAUCUAAUGGAAAUUUACCACUGACUAAGCCAUGUAGGUCUGCUUGGCCAACCUGUCACAUGCUCAGCAUUUUUUGCUUUUUUCAUACAUCCACAUUCAUUCUAUUCUUAACAAGCUUAUAUAAGUAGUAUAUUUAAGUUGUUAUUUCCUCUUCGGUAAUAUAUCUACAAGUAGGUUGUGCAGUCAAUUAAAAAUGAUUUAUAUUGUAGCUUAAUAAGCAAUAAUAUAUAGAAUGAAUUUGUUUGACCCAAAAUAUUAUAGAUUGGAAUAGGCCCUCAAGUUCUGAUGAAUUUGUUUCGCCCAAAAUAUUAUAGAUUGGAAUAGCCCCUCAAGUUCUGAUUCCCAGACCUGUUUACUCUUAUGAUUUUGGCGUACAAUGUACGAUUUUUAGGCGUAUAGGUUGUAUAUACUGUUUAUUUUGGUUACCUUUAUUUUUUACUAUAAAUAUAACGUAUUGAACGAUUUUGUGAUGAUAUUCUACGACUUUAAGAGUUUGAGGGUAAACAGGUCUGGAUUCCCAAUCUUGAGUUAAACAAAUUUCAUGAGUAAUAGUUGAAUAUAUUAUUAAGUGAACUGUUUAGGAAACAUAGUACCCAUACAGUAGCUAAAUAGUAUGUUGCAUUGUUAGGGCGUAUGUAUCAUAUCUAAAGUGCUUCAUUAUUUGACCAAUACUUCUUGUAUAUUUUGAAAAUAAAGGUUUUUAAGAACCUUCCUUUAAUGUGCCUACAUUGCCAAGAGAUCGAUUAAAUAUUGAUUUCUUGACUGUAACCAGCUGUAUGUUUGACAAUAUUGAGAAGUCAAUCCUAUUCUCUGGAAUGCAGGAAAGUGCAAACCGUAAAUAUCUUCAGCCAUGUGUCUUGAUGACAUAAUAAAUUUCCAUGUACGGGUACAUUAUAUAUUAGUUACAGAAUUCAAGUGUCAAUAAUCUUCUUCACAGAAGGGAAUUAUUUAGGUGACUCAUUUGCAUAGAUAAGCAAGGAAAUAAAAAAGACACAAGUAACUGGUUAUGUUGUAUAUACACCAUUUUUUUUAUUAGGGUAGAGCAUGUUGUAUAAUUUCUCUGUCCUGUUAUGCCAAUGGUAGAAUUUAAAAAAAAAUAGCUAUUUAAAUGUAGUCAUUUAUAUGCUGUAUCCCAUGCACACAAUUAAAUGUGAGGAUGUUCAUUUCAAUAUAUUUUUUAAAAAAUUGAAAUAAUUGUUGUUUGACUUAGCACCGCAUAUUUAUGGUUUUGUUAAUUUGUUUGAAAUAUAAUUUUUUUCCUCCACAGAGUUUUCCUGAUGUUUGACGCACGCUGGAGAUUUACCCCUAGCCCCCACAACAAAGCUAAUCAUCACUGGAGUGACCCAAAUCUUUCUUACUCUCUUUGGAUUUCCAACAACUCAAUGACUAAACUAUACUCUGAUCUCAACUAUAUCCACUGCUUGUACAUUGAUCAGUUUCAGAAUUUAUGUAGCAGGUUACAUAAGCUCUCUCUAGGUGUCUUUUUCAGAACUGUAGAAUUACUCGAAAAUAUUGGGUUGUCUGAAACCUUUCUAAGAUUUCGUAAAAAGCUGUUUGUAAAAUGUCCUUUAGAUACGAUGCGUCCAGUUUACAAAAUGAAAAGCUGCCCCCUUUUGGAUGCAGCACAAGUAUAUCCCUUGAUGGGCACCUGUCCAAAGCUGUUAACCAGAAAGAUGAAAAUCAGUGUGAUGGAUUGAACAUUGACUCCACCCCCAGUGAAACACAGAAGUUAGUUAAAAAUUAUGAUACAUUUAAAAUGCAAGAAAGUGAAGCCGGCUCAACAUCAGAAAUCAACCCGGAUACAUUUUAUAGCUGGCUGCGGCCACCGUUUGAUGAUUUGGCCAUCGGCAAGAAGUCUAAAAAUGGUGAAGGAAGCACAAGCUCCAGCAGUAGUUCAUCCCUGCCGGUGCCCACCCCACCUGAUGGGGGAUGGGGUUGGCUGGUUGUCAUGGGGGCUUUUUCUGUCAGUCUCAUCUGUGAUGGCCUUUCUUAUUGUUUUGGAGUUCUUUACGCAGAGCUCCUCGUCCAGUUUGAUGAGAGCCGCAGCAAAACCUCUCUAGUCGGAAGCAUUUUCUUUGGCGUGGCCAUGAUAUUAGGUCCUUUUUCUAGCGCACUUUGCACUCGGUUUGGCAGUAGAACAAUGACCAUAACUGGAGGCUUGCUGGCGUGUUUUGGCAUGAUCUUAAGUCAUUCUGCAACUUCCAUUGAAAUGCUGUGUUUUACAUUUAGUGUCAUUGUAGGAACCGGUUUCUCAUUUUGCUACAUCUCAAGUGUUGUCAUCGUAUCUUUCUACUUUGAAAAAAGACGGUCCCUUGCAACAGGUUUGGCUGUCUGCGGUACAGGUGUUGGCACUGUGACCUUCGCUCCACUAAUGGACUAUCUGAUUUCUGAAUACGGGAUGAGGGGACUGUUUUUGAUCAUGGCGGGGAUAAGUUUGAACCUUGUCGUCUGUGGCAUGCUGUUCCGACCGUUGCAGUUUACAGAAAGUGAGAGGUGGGAGAUGCUGCUGGAAGAGUUUAACAAAAUCCCUUACAGUCGUGAAAACAUCGAGCUGGGGAGGAGCAGGUAUCCCAGCGAAUCUAGCGAUCAAGACUCUGAUGAAGAUUUAGAAGAAGACAUUGAAGCAAGGACACUUUCAGUUCUGAGCCUACCGACGUUCGUCUCGGCCAAGCUGAUGGAUGUGCCCUCAGAUAUUCUAAUGGAAGCCUUAAAGAGCAGCAGAAACCCACAUCUGACUCUGCAGAGGUACAUGAAGAAUGCCAUGCUACAGAUCAAUCAUGUCAAUGAGCAAAAGGCACUUUUAAAAGAACAGGAGUCUCUUCUUGAUGGAAACACUUAUGCAAUAUCAGUUGAUGAAAGCACAGAUGACGCCAUCGAAAGUCUGCCUUCCUCUUUAAUAGAUGACACCAUUCUGAAAAUCGCUCAGUCUUCCAGUGUUCUGUUCAUCAACCAUUCCAAGAACACUUCUGAAGAUGUCAACGGAAAUCCCAAUAAACCAACAGCAAAAGUCCAUCUUGUGAAAGCACUGGGGCAACAUGGAACUGAUGAAGCGGAUUGGAAACUUAAAGAAACUACAGCAACCAAUCGAAAGGAACAGACUCAUCCAAACGUAAAAAGUCAAUCUAAAGGAAAAGAGGACAGUUCCACAAAGCAAUCUGAUGGCAAGCAACACGCCAUGCGUCCCUCUAUGCAAAAGGAUCGCCAGCUGCCCCACAGGAGAGAGUUCUCUGGGAUGAGCGGUAUGCUCACCGAUAAAGGCUGUGAGAAGGAAGGCGUUUCUGUAGUGAAGAGAGUUGGAGGUGUUCACAUCGGUCGUCACAAUGCCCUGGGUAUUCAUCUGCCCCUCUACAGAACUGAUAUUUUUUACAGGCGUCUCCUAAAAAAUAGUAACCUUCAAAAACAGUGCACCCUCGCCACCAGCUGUCCCGAGUUGCCCGAAACGGUUGUUGUUGAUUCUAAGAGAAGCUUUAUCUGCAGUGUGUGUGUUAACUUUUUUGAAGAAUCACUAGAUAUACUAAAGAGCAUGGUCGAAUUCAGGCUUUUCUGCAACCCGUUUUUCAUUGUCUUUGUGCUAUCCAAUUUUAUCUACUAUUUUUGGAGUGAUGUGCCCUACAUGUAUGCUGCAGACCAUGCUAUGGACAAUGGAGUUGACCCCCGCAGAGCAUCAUUUUUGUUGUCUAUCAUUGGCAUAUUCAAUACGGUCGGCCAGGUGGUCUUUGGGAUUGUUGGUGAUCUCAAUAUUAAUUUGCAAAAUGUGUAUGCAGUUGUGUCAGUCCUGGCAGGUGUAUUUGUGGCAAUAAUCCCGUUCAUGACCACCUAUGUCAACAUGUGUAUUGGGUACAGCCUCUUUGGAUUUUGUAUCAGCGUUAGCUUCCCUCUGACAACUGUCCUACUUAUCAGAUUCCUUGGGGUGUCCAAGCUGACCAACGCAUAUGGCCUUCUCAUGCUUAUGCAAGGUAUCGCCAAUUUUUUGGGACCACCAUUUGCUGGUAAGUCCAUAUAUUUUCUUUUGUUUCUUUACUUUCCCUCAGUCUUAUAAUUCUUCCCUCAGUCUUAUAAUUCUUCCCUUAAUCUUAUAAUUCUUCCCUCAGUCUAAUAAUUCUUCCCAUAGUCUUAUAAUUUUUCUCUGUCUUAUAAUUCUUACCUUAGUCUUAUAAUUCUUACCUUAGUCUUAUAAUUCUUCCCUUAGUCUUAUAAUUCUUCCUUAGUCUUAUACUUCUUUGCUUAAUCUUAUAAUUUACCCUUGGUCAUAUAAUUCUUCCCUUAGUCUUUUAGUUUUUCCCACGGUCUUAUACUUCUUCCUUUAAUCUUAUAAUUCUUCCCUUAAUCCCUUGCUUCUUUUAAAAUACCUUUUAUUGUCAGAAUGUUUAUCUUCAAGCUGUAGUUAUAAUUGUGUAGAUUCCAAUAAGGUUUUAUUGUCAGAAUGUUUAUCUUCAAGCUGUAGUUAUAAUUGUGUAGAUUUCAAGAUUGUUUUUAUUGAUGAUUUGAUGACAAAGAAUAAAGCUAAGAAUCUAUUGAUUGUUCUUGCCCUCUAGGUUGGAUAUCAGAUGUGACAGGCAACUACAACUCCACCUUCUACAUGAGUGGUUUCUUCUAUGCAGUGUCUGGACUCGUCUUGUUUCUUACAUACAUCCCAAAAUGUAGAGACUUCUCCAGAUCUAGAAGAAGCUCAUUUGAUAUUUCUUUUGAAAAUGAACCAUAAAGGAGGAGGCAAUAAUUAUAUGGAAGAUGCUGUAAGUUUAAAUAGUGAUAGCCAAGUACAUUAAAUAUAUGCUCCCAUCUUAGUUUAUUUAAUGUUUCAUUUUCACCCGGUCAAUUACUUAUUUCAGCAGGCCUGCUUUAUAACAUAGGGUUUCUCUAUUCAAUCGAAUUUAUGUAAUAAUUUGCAAGCAGGCCCUGGGGGAGAUUUUAUUGUAAAAUUGCACACAUUUUAUUUUUAUGAGCCUUUGUGUUCCUGUAUCGCCUUUUCAGACCAAUUCACGAUCUCUUCUGGCUUAAAAUACUUUUUAAACCAUGAAGGAUCUGCAGGAAUCACCUGCUUUACAAAAUGUAAAUAUGGCUCAUUCCCUAUAAUCAAGCUAAGAGUCGACAAAGACUCAUUUUUGUUAUUAUUUGGAGCACAUUAACUCCAAAACUGCUGAAGCAUUUUAAAACUGACUGGUGCAUGUUGUUUGAAGGAAAAUCAAUGAAUGGCUAAUUAGUUUGAGCUUCUCAAUGCUCAUCAAGAGUAAUGUGACUAUGAAUAAUUAAGUAUUGAUUGCUUCAUUAAACCUUCACGGCUUCUGGGAAAAGUGAAAUGUCAGCACAUUUUAUUUGACUUCUAAACCUUCUAAAAAGUUGAUGAGGAAGCAAUUCAUCUAUUGAACAAAUGUUUAGGGAAGAAAUUAAUCUAUUGAACAAAUGUUUAGGGAAGAAAUUAAUCUAUUGAACAAAUGUUUAGGGAAGAAAUUAAUCUAUUGAACAAUUGUUUCGGUGUUGAAAGAUAGAAAUGUGCACAUAACAAAAUAAACUUAGUUUAAAUCGUUUGCUUCAUAUUCAUAUGCUGUUCUCUACGUGUGUUCCAACUGAGGGUAUGUUGUAUAUAAGAGUAACCCACAAAGUCUGAUUAAAAAUGAAGGGAAACCCUUUUGUAAGACAUAAACUGUUGUCAAGAGCUGUGACUAAUAUUAACUUAAUGGAGUGGUUCAGGAAACCUUUUUCUGAUGCAUAAAUUAUUGUCAAGAUUUUUCACAGAUGUUGGCUUAAUAAAAUGGUUCAGCACUAAAUUGGAGACCAAUAAAAGAAUAGAAUAAGAUUUGAGAGAGUGCAUUCAAUAAACAUCAAUCCCAACACUUAAAACAGACUAGUCCAAACAUAAAAUAAGAUAAGAAUGAACUUUGUAAUGAUGAUCUAACUCAAAGUAGUUAUCACACAUUUGUCAAUUGCAAUGCAAGUCAACAGACCACAUUGGCUGAUAAUAGAAGACGAACAAUAUGUGUAAAUAAUUAAACAUAAAGUAUGAUUAGACAAAAUACAGGUUCAAAUGUUUCGGCCCCCAUCGGUACAAAAAACAACAACCAUUAGUGUCAUUAUAAAUUAAAUUGACACAAUAUAUUCAACCUAUACCUAAAAAGAAAAGAAUGAGAAUGGGCACAAGUCCCUAAAGAAAACAAAGUACAGUAGCUAAUAAUACUGGAGCUUCAGAGAUGGGCAAAUUUUAAUAUGUCUUAGCUUGCUUACAUUUUUUUUAACCUUAUUUAUCAGUUGGCUAUUUCCCAAGCUGGCCUAGAUAUUUCUGUCAAAUUGCCAUCAUAAUGCACUUCAUGCACUGUUUGGAUAUGCAAGUCUCACCUUCUUCCAUUUUCAGUUGGCCAAUUACCUAGUGAUGUAUGUCUUAUUACUUUCAUAAUCUUUCUGUUGAUUUGGGGGUACACAAAAGAGCAAAAAUGGGUGAUUGAAGGUUGACUGAUGCUGUUGCCAGACUUUAUUAUUCAAUCAGUGGCUCCCAACUGCAUAAUUAUGGGGUCCUUGGACAUGAAAUCUUUUGUUAAAAUUGCCUCUCCUUUUUGCCAUUAUUGAGAAAGAAUUUUUCAGUAAUUCUAAGGACUAGACUCAUGUGUACUAUGUAUUACAGGACAUAUUUUGGUCUUUUAAGAAAGUAGUCACAAAUUGGUUGAUCUUUGUAUAUCAGCGAGUGCCCGGUACUUAAAUAGAGCAAUUUAAACUUCAGUGUUAUUUUAAACUUGAAAUAGUGAAUAUAUUGAGUAUUUUUGCUAUUAUAAAAAUAAAAUUGUAAUUGGGUAAGGCACUCCAGUCCAACUACUGCUAUAAAUCAACUAAUUGCCUGUACAAUGGCAGAAUCACCGUCAGAGAUGGAACUUUGUUAGGUAGAUUCAAAAUAAGAUUCGUUUUUUCAUAUUUAUAAGACUGGCUGAGAUAUGUCAGUUUAAUUGUAUUUCUAUAACAGGGCUGUAAAAGUUUAAGAUUAUUGGACUAGUUAAUAUUUUGUAAGGCUAGAUAUAGUAGAGUUAACACUGACAGAAAAUAUUUUGUAAGGCUAGAGAUAGUAGAGUUGGCACUGACAGAUAUUAUUUCGUCAGGCUAGUGAUAGUUGGCACAGACAGACAUUAUUUGGUAUUUAUGGCCAUUUUUACGAGUUGAUUGGGGAAGUAAAUGUGCCAACCCUUUUAAAAGUACACUGUACUUAAGGAUGACAGAUGAACAAAGCCCAUAAAUAAAUUGAAAUGACAUUGUGUUACAAAUAUAUUCUUUCAUAGAACAAAGAAAUUAUGAAAGUCUUAAAACGGGACAUUGUCUUUUUAUAUUAUAAAUUGUCCUUGAUUCUAUGUGAAAAUUAAAACCCCACUCAGUAUACCCGGUACUCUUUUUGAAUGUGUUUCUUUGCUUGUUAGAUUUAAUGUUCAUGUCUUUAGGGUUAGUUAUAAAUAUUGGAGACUUGAAGUUGAGGCUUUUAAUGUCUCGUUCAGCCCUCCAUUUGACAGAGAUGAGAAUUCUGAUAAUGUUACUAUUGCUCUUAAAACAGACACCUGUUUUCUGGACGUAUUUAUUUAUUCACUGCUGGCAUAGCUUCAACUCAAUUGGGAAACAGGGAUGUUUGGCUCAACUCCAAGAUUCUAUGUUGCAACCAUUUUAUUGAUUGUGGUAUAUGUUCCGCCAGAGUGAAAAAAAUCAAUAGUCUGUGUUCUGAUCUGGUUUGUGCAAACACUAUAUGCCUACAGUCUGAUCUGGUUUGUGCAAACACUAUAUGCCUACAGUCUGAUUUUAAAUGAGAUAGUUUUCAAGAAUUGUUUUUUUUUCCUCUUCAUUCAGCUCCAAACUCUUUCUACCGUACUUCUGAGAUGCUAAUCACCAAUGUCCAACAUUUGUUUGAUGCACUGUUUAAAUUCUGUAGGCUUUAUGAACUGAAAGAAUAAUUUCUACUUUGUCAGCUUAAUUUUCACAUUUGUAAAAAAAAAAAAAAAAGUUAAUCAAGCACCAGUCACACACCCUGACAUUUGAAUCCAGUCACACACCCUGAAAUUUGAAUCCAGUCACACACCCUGACAUUUGAAUCCAGUCACACACCCUGACAUUUGAAUCCACUUCUCUCAUCAUCAAUAAUGCAAAGGGGGAAAUUGUACAACAUGAUGUUUUGAUUAGACACUGACUCUCUGUGUAGACACUGACUCUCUGUGUAAAUACUGACACUGUCUAGACACUGACUCUCUGUGUAAGUACUGACACUAUAUAGACACUGACACUUUGUGUAGACACUGACUCUUUUCUUGACCCUUGGUGUAAAUACUGACACAGGGAAAAUUAUGAACAUGAAUAGACUGCUCAACUUGACCUUUCACUUACCCUAGAUCACCUUUGUGCAGAUUCUUUGUCUUUCUAAUGGUGAAAGAACAAAUACUUAAUACUUGCUUAGCAUUGUCUGCCUACACAAGUUGAUAUUGAUCUCUUCUAUAAAGUCCUAAUUUUUUCACUCUUCAAAUGAGGUCAAACUAUCAGUUGUUGUGACUUACUUCUGAUUUAUUAGAGCUACAUAUUCCUAGUUCUCACACCACAACCUCACCAGUGCCAGGCUUUGCCUCCACUAAAAUUUUUUGGCACUGAGACAAAUUUACCAAUAAUAAUUUUUAAUAAGACAAAGAACCAUCAAUAAAAUAUUAAAUUUUUACAGUGUUAUAUCAGAGUUAAGCAGUUUUUUUUGUCUACUCUCAAGAAAUUUGUAGAUGUAUAACAUUUUAGUAGUUAAUUAUUUGUAUUUUUAAAUAAAAUUGUGUGUGUGUAUUAAAUAAAAAAAAAUGUGUGAAGUUUAUAAAAUAAUUUAUUCAUAUUUCCCCAAGAAAAAUUAAAUCUUGUGUUGUCACUUUUUCUUAAAUUUUGAAAUAUGUUUUGUAUUUUAUGCUUUUCUCAUUUUUCUUUUCAAUCAUCACAUCAGUAUCUCCUACUGUGAUCUCUCUUGGGUUUUUUUUUUAAAAAAAUCCCCCCCCCCCCCCCCCAACAAAAUUGUAACAUGUUGGAAAAAAAAAAGUUCUUAUAUAAAUAUCAAAGAUCUCACAUGAGGGAGUGGGGGACAGCAUGAUUUUAAAAAAUUCUUUAUAUUAACUCCGCUUUUGUUUGUGUGUUUGUGGCAAAAUGUUGGGAAAGCUAAGUUACCCACUUCCCAUCAUCCUAUCAAGGUGAAACUUGGCACAUAGUCGCAUUGCUGAUAACACAUUCUAUUACAUUUUCAGCCCCACCCUCAGCCCCACCCCCAGCAAUCCAUUUUUCCUGUUUUCAAGGGGAACAUGAAUGAAAUAUGAUUAGUUCAAUGGGUGCGUGUUUUAGUGUGGAGAUUGUGUUUAGCUGUUGAUAUGGGCUUUGUAUUUGUGACUUAUUUGGGUUAUGCAAUAAUAAUAAAAAUAAAAUGUAUUUUUGAAGGUUAAAAUGAAGGAAAUAUGUUUUUUCUAGAAUUUUACCCAUUUCCAUAACCGCUUCUUAAGAAAUGAUAAAUCAGGUAAACACUAGACAAAACGCACAUAAAGGAUUUGUACGAGAAACUUUGUUUUAAAGGGGUUGUUUGAUUGGAGCUUAAAGAGUUAAUAUAACUGCUAUUCAGCCUCAAGAUUUAAAAUAUGAGGAAUGUGUGACAUGGGGGGAGGGGGGGUUAUGAAAAUAAAUUGCUUUAACUCUCAAAAGGCCUCCAUUUGUUUCUGCAUUUAAACAUUUUAUUUACAAAGACCUUAGUGACGUGAGAAGUAAUACUGUAGUUAGGGCAGAUGGUUUUUUUGCUGUUGGGGAUACUAUUUUUUUCCUCAUAUUUUGAUUUUCCCUAUUACUAUAAGAGGUCAGAUUUGAUCCCAGGUGAGCUUGCGUUUUCUGUUCGUCUGCCAUUAGUAGUGUGACUUUUGCAGGUACUCAUUGACUCAAAUGACCCCCUGUGAAUUGAAACAGGAUGAUAGGCACAGAGCAGAUAAUGAAGUUGGCCUAUGUGGUUCAGGAAAUGAAAAAGAUGCUGUGGAGGAAGAUCGUGAUGAUGAUAUUGAUUUAGUAUAGGAUGUUGCAUUUAAUAGUGAUGAUAUUUUAAGGAAUGGUAAAUUUUGCUGCUGUAAAUGCCCGCAACAUGAGCAAAGAUCAGUUAUGUUGAAUUGUAAACUCUAAAAUCGAUUGGAUCACCUAAAUAGCAGGGUAUAUUGAACAAAGUUGGGAUUCAUAGAACAUAUAACAUAGAUUCCAGUCAUGUCAUUGUUGCAUGUGAAUGCCAUUUUUACCAUUUCAAACUACUUUUGAAAGAAGCCAUUAUUUUGGUUUUAAAAUAGAUUAAAUCAGAGGUCAUGAUUGGCAUUUUUAUGGUGGGGUCAAAUGCGAACCCAGGUGGCCUUCUGCAUCCAAAUGGCUAAGGUGACCUUUUGAGGGUCAAGGCUAAAAAUAGGUUGCAAUUUAAUUAUGGUGAAGUGAAUGUAGUUUCUUUAUGUGUGUUUUUUUUUUUUUUGUUGUAAAAAAAAUGAUAGCUCACUAAUUACUAUGUUGCUUAUUGAUAUGCCCGUAACCUUGACUGCAAGUAAGAUGUGGAAAUGUGCUGUUUGAUCUUAUCAUUCUUCUUGUACAGAAUCGUCUUCCACAUUGUUAAAGUUAUCGAUAAGAUCCUUACAAUGUCUUUUACUAGAAAAAAUUUUCUUGCCAGAUACUUUAAUUCACUUUUACUGUGUUCUCUUUAUUUCACUGUUAAAAACAUACUUUUUUCUACUUGCUUUGCAGAAAAUAAUAUCUGCAGGUAGUCAAACAAUGCAAUGAGAACAAGAAGAAUCGCUAAUAUCUGCAGGUAGUCAAACAAUGCAAGGAGAACAAGAAGAAUCACUAAUAUCUGCAGGUAGUCAAACAAUGCAAUGAGAACAAGAAGAAUCAGUUUAUUUAGGAAUUCAUUGGCAUCAUCAGGAUUUGUGAACUUAAUGUUUCAUUAUAUCAAGCACAUGUCAAGUGGUGAGUGAUGAACUUUUGAACUGACUAAAUACACAUACAGUAUGCACAUAUGAAAGCACAUAAAAAAUGGAUUUCAAAUACCCUUACAUUAGUCAAACACAAAACUAGUAUAUAUUGAACUUAUGCUUUUAAAGUAUUUUUUCUUUGCAUUUGUCUUUCUAUUAUCUGUAGUCAGGGCAAUUAUUUAGCCCUACCUUAUACAUUUUAUAUACUGGUGUUAAUGGAUUUAACAAAAAAAUUGUGGUAUAUUUAUUUGCCAUGCAUAUGUGGUUGUGCAGGGAUAUAUUUUUGAGUCUGCAAUUUUUUUUUUUUCCCCAAAAAUUUAUUUUUCUUAAUUUAUUUCAACAAUUGUAUUUAAUAUGUUUAAUCAAACUCUUGUUUUGUUAUUGUUCAAUCAAAUGAAGCCACUUGAAUGUUAACAUGGUCAGAUUUGCGGCCCAUGCCACCAUCCUCCAAAAUGUAGGAUUAAAUGUUUUUUAACAUUGAAGAGGGCAAUCUUUUGUUGUGGAUGUAUUGAUAUUGCUAAAUGUGGCACAACUAUUAAAUCCUCACAUUAUAUAUCUAAACAAAAUUUUGAAGAGUCGGGCCAAACCAUUGGACAUGUUAAAUGAGUAGAACAGUAAGUCUUUGUAUUGUUUUAUGGUGGGGAAAACUGUACUCAUCUUAAGAAAAAAUAAAUUGGUGCAUAAUUAAGUUGUAAAAUACUUUUGACUUAUUUUUACAACUUUAUAUACCAUAAAAUACAUUGAACUGAUCGUUAGCACAAGACUUAUUUGUAAAAAUUUAUAUGCUGUACGUUAACACAAGAGUACCUGUUAUUUUUCACUUUGCCAGAUUUAUUGCAUUUAAUUGAAGAUCUACUUUGAGUUAAUGUUUAUUUGAAUUCAGUUAACAAUAACUAUUUAACUUUCUUUCCUUCAACAAUUUCUUAAGACUAACAAAAGAUAGCAGGUUUUUUUAAGUUUUUCUUUGUUUAUAAAUCAAUUUUAUAUAACUUUAUUUUUAAUUUCUGUGUCCCAAAUUCAAGGUUAAAUAUUAAAAUUAAAUUGCUUUUUCUUCAACGUAAUGCUAAAGUUAUUGUUUUAAAUUACAGAAUCUAGACAUUCAGAAUAUCAUAAUUUUGUCUGUUGCUAGUGAAAGAGAUGAAGAAGGCACAUGCACAUUUACCUGAUACCGUUGUUCUAUUACAGCUGCAUUGAUCAAAGUUGUUUUCAUAGCUAUUCCUCUUACACUUUAUUGUAAAAUAUAAAUCUGAUAUACUUUUUGUGGUUUCAAAAGUAAAAUCAUUGUGCCAUGAAAGUGAUAAAAAAUGUUGAUCAAUAUUGUUUGAGGUGAACACAAAAUGAUUGUCCCAUGAAUGAAAUACUUUUUAUGUUACACUGUUGGUUCUUAGUUAUCCAAUGUUUACAAAUUUCAUGGUUCAACAUGGAAUACUGUUGUUUUUAAUGUCUUUCUGUCUUGCACUAUAUUGCACUGUUGAUUAAAUUGUGGUUACAUUUGAGUCAAUUGUGGCCAUGUGUUAAAAGUUUUAUAAUGCACUUCUGGAAUAAGAUUUCAUGAGUUGAAAAUUGGUUUCAUUAAUUUCAUGAAAAUACAUUCUACUAAUACAGUUUUUUUAAAACAUUUAUUAUGAGUACUAAAAUUACUUGAACAAUUUAUAUUUGAUUGUACAUAAACUAUUUUUGAUUUAUGUGUCUGGCUAUAAAUGCUGAGGUUCAUGUUAACUUCUGUUGAGAUCCUGUGGUUAAUGGAGGAUACAAUGUACAAAUCAUCACAAGAAGAUUAAGUAAAUACUUGUUUUCUGAACAGUCCUGGCGUUUUCCCCUUAUGGUACUAAAAUUUCUUUCAAAGAUUUUAAUAUUUUAUGUGUGAAAAAAUUCUUUAAAAAUUAAUAGAUACUCUAAAAGUCAAAGUGAAUUAAAACGCUUGUGAUAAUUAAAACAGAAGCAUUAAAAAAGGAAAAUUAGCAUAUUUAAAAAAUGAGUGCAUGUCAUUAUUGACAUUUUCAAUGCUCUAACAUUAACCUUGUCUUAUAAGGAAGUUUAGAAGUAAAUAAUUUCCACAUUCUAAACAUAUGUCAUAUGCAAAAAAAAUUUGUUUUAAAUGCAUCUUAUGUCUUACAUAUCAUACCGGUAUCUGAAGCUCAUUUAACAUUCCUGACCCAAGUUUUCAAUUCAAAAUAUUUACUUAAAAGUACUUUACUCAUUUUUAACAAAAUUAUUGAAUCCAAUUUUGUUACAACACUGUGAAUAUGUAUUGCAUGUUGUAAUCAUGGUCUAAGGGUGCAAGUUGGCUACAAGAAUGUGUCUAGGGAAGAAUGACCCUAGGGAAGAUCAACACUUGUAUCUUAUACAAAGUAAACAUGGAUGAAUCAUGGUUUCCCAACUAAGUGAUUGUAUAUAGUGAUGUAUUUACCUCUCAUGCUAAUAUUUUUGCUCUGGUUAGAUCCAGUAAUGACAGCAUUAGUUUUACCAAUCAUUACUGCCUAUAUUUCCUAGUAUUUUACCUAUGCAUGGAUUAACACUGGAAAACAAGAAAAGCGUUGUACAUUUUUUUAGACUGCUUGAAAGCAAUAUAAAAUCACAUGUAAUUUUUGGCAUGCCUCCAUGCUGUUUAAUUUUUUUUAAACUUCAAUUUCUUAAAUUAUUAAUGUUAAUAUAUUUAUAAAUUUAUAAGUUCUGUGAACUGGAAAGCAUCUGAACUGUGUGACUUUGUACAGUGGAGUCUUGGCGUCUAAACAGUUUUACAUUUGAUAAAAGAAAUUUUUGUUAUCCAAAGAUAUUGGUAGGUUCGAGGCUAUAGGAAAGUUCAUUUUAUUAAGCACAAAAGAAAAUGUUUUAAAAUGCCCCAGUUGAACAACUUUUUAUUGCUCAGGAUGAAGUACAAUUUUUAGAUAAGUAGGCUGGUGGUGAGAGGCAAGGGAAGUAGGCUGGUGGAAAGAGGCAAGGGAAGUAGGCUGGUGGUGAGGGAAAGAGGAGUAGGCUGGUGGUGAGAGGCAAUAGGAGUAGGCUGAUGGCAAGAGUAGACUGGUGGUGAGAGGCAAGAGAAGUAGGCUGAUGGCAAGAGGCAAGGGAAAUAGGCUGGUGGUGAGGGAAAGAGGAGUAGGCUGGUGGUUUUAAAAGGUACAACUACAGCAAUAAUAAACCAUAAACAAUAGCCCUUUAACUUUCAUACGUUUGGCCCGAAAAAAAUGUGAGGACCCUUGAUAUAAAAUAGAAGUAUAUGCGAGAAAGUGUAUAGAAGAUCAAUGCAGACUUUGUCUUUGAGGAGAAACUACAGUACACUUUCUAUACUAUAAUGUAUAUCUUCACUAUUCAUAAUCUACAGUUACAAUAUUAUUAAUUUGCACUUUCCCCCCAAAAAAUCAACUCCAUUGUAUUUGCAGAUUUUUAAUAAAUUUGUUGAAAUUUUCAUUUUCAAAUAGCCUACAGAAUAGAAGAUUAAAAAAAAAUCUUUUCAAUGAUUUGUUUGUUCAUCUAACAGUCUGCUCAAGAUAAUUUUCGUUUAUUAAAUGGAACAGUUUAUUAGUUGGCAACCCAUUAAAACAAAGUACUACCUGAAAGAGUUCAAUCUUUGUGUUAUUUCAUAUACAUCUCUUCAUUUGCAAUGUUAUUGUUAGUUAUUAUAUUAAUGGAGUUAUGGACUCUUCUUUCAUUAUACAUUUUCUCUAAUUAAAAUAAUUAAUGAAAUAAAAAUAAUUUUUGCUAUACUUUUUCAUGCACUUAAAAAAAACAAAAAACUAUUUCUUAAGACUCACUGUUCAAAUUUUUUAAUGGUGUUCAUUUAUUUUGUAGUACAACAUGUUAUUCAGAUUUCAAUACAUUAGGUUGAU
This is a messenger RNA of Lymnaea stagnalis (great pond snail), 17987 nucleotides long. The record is from the annotation of a GenBank genome assembly. NCBI's taxonomy places the organism in Eukaryota, Metazoa, Mollusca, Gastropoda, Lymnaeidae.